AUGGCUGCUCCGGCAACACAGAGUGGAGAUGCAAAAAAUCCCUCCCUGAAUUCGAUGUGGCGGACAGUUCUUGUUUAUGGUAUGGUCUUUCUCAUCAUGUUUUCUUUUCUCAGCUCGAGAGACACGAGUAGCGUCGGGAACAAGAGCAAUUUGAGGAUGAGAGGACGGGAUACCUCUGGGGUAACAGAGGUGCAUUUGCAAUACGCUCCUUUUUCCAAAAGAGGCGACUCAUACUCCAUUAUUAUCACAUCUGGUGAAGACGGUUUAUUUUCUGAGGAUAUAUUCUCAGAUUUGGUUCUUGAUGAUAAUACCCAAGAAAUGUCGCGACAUUAUACCAUUGAUUUAAGCCGGUGCUAUGCUGAAAAUCGCAGCGCAUUCCUUACCAUUAAAACGAUUAUUAAGAAAAAUGAAUACUCGCAAUUAUUUCCCUUAGUGCGUUACUUGCCUUUUCGAAGCGCAAGGCGGAAGCAACAUCUGUUUCUCUAUACGAAAACAGCGGAAGGUGACGCAAGCAACACCACCGAUUUGGAGCCAAGGACUGUCUGGAAAGCCUACUUUCAACCGUUGUUGACUCUGAGCCCUAUUGUUGACUUUUCCAACCCACUUCCCUCAUCAAUGAGACCUUAUUACUUUAUGGACAACGGAACGCAACAAUACCUACCCUUAGUUUACAUCAAUAACUUUUGGGUGCUGCGAGAUCACUUGUUGGAAAUUAACGCCACAACAGCGGCUUCCCCGCUAAAUUUCACCAUCACGAUUUCCCCACGUCCUCUAUGGAAGUUAGCUCUUUAUGUUCAAUUUGAAGAAUCCAUGAAACAGAAUCAGGAGUUGGGUUUGGCAAAGCCUGAGGAUUUAGAUGAGACCAAGCGAAUAUUCUUGGAAACAAAUCCCUAUUUUUUGGGUUUGACUCUUAUUGUGACAUUGCUGCAUAUGUUGUUUGAGUAUUUGGCCUUUUCUAACGACGUAAAGUUUUGGCGGUCUCGAAAGGAUUUUAAAGGUUUAUCAGUUCGUACAAUUGUUAUGAAUUGUUACUUUCAAACCAUUGUGUUUCUGUACCUUGUGGACGGUGAUGAAACGUCGUGGUCUAUUCUAGUUCCAAAUGGCGUUGGUGUUCUUAUUGAGUACUGGAAACUUGCACAAACCGUGCGAUUUUUCCGUCACGAUAAUGGGUGGUGGUGGUUUACUUUUAACGAUGGUUACGAUGAGCGUACGCGUAAGCAUGAUGACCUUGCCGUGCGUUAUCUUAUGUGCGCAAUGUCACCUGUUCUACUCCUUUAUACUGUGUAUUUGGCACUCUAUGAUACCCACAGAAGUUGGUAUUCGUUUAUUAUAAAUACACAGGUACGAUUUAUUUACUUUUUUGGUUUUGCCAUGCUAACACCGCAAAUUUUUAUUAACUACAAGAUGAAAACCGUCGCGCAGCUCCCGUGGCGUACGUUUGUGUAUCGCGCCCUUAACACCGUUAUCGAUGAUCUUUUUGCAUUUAUUGUGAAGAUGCCAUGGCUGCAUCGCCUUGCGUGUUUUCGUGAUGAUGUCGUCUUUGUCAUAUUGUUGUACCAACGGUGGAUUUAUCCGGUUGACACAGGGCGCAGCGAGGUUCCUGACAAAGACAAUGACGGCGAUGCCAAAAGGGUGGGGUGUGCGGCAGCGGAGGACGGCGGAAAAGAAGAGACCGAGUCUGCAAAACGGGAUAAAAAGCAGGAAAAGGCUCCCAGGGAGGCCGCAGGAACAAGUCCAUCGUCUCUUGAAUCAAAGAAAGAAAAGUAG
This is a messenger RNA of Trypanosoma cruzi, 1767 nucleotides long. RefSeq lists its product as uncharacterized. Gene Ontology annotation, cellular component: membrane; endomembrane system. The record is from RefSeq and is a predicted model, not a curated record. The coding region runs from base 1 to 1767 and encodes 588 amino acids. NCBI's taxonomy places the organism in Eukaryota, Euglenozoa, Kinetoplastea, Trypanosomatida, Trypanosomatidae. The transcript has a single exon.